UGACGCAUGAAGUUAUUGAAGAAGUACAGUACCUGCGCCAUGUUCGUUUUUGAGAACACGAUAGAGAAGUGUUAACGACGUUUUGAAGAAAUUACGGCCUUGCGGGAAAAGAUGAUACAAAAUAUGGAAUGAGUAAAUGGACUGUAUGCACUAGUGGUUGUAUUCCGUUCACGCUAUUAACCGCAGUUGUAAAUAAUAUAUCGCAUCAAAAUGUCGGACGACGCGGCGAGGGAAGAUGCCUGUCGAGAGUACCAGUCCUCGCUUGAAGAUCUGACUUUCAACAGUAAACCACACAUCAACAUGCUGACCAUACUUGCGGAGGAGAAUCUUCACUUCGCCAAGGAUAUCGUCGCAAUUAUUGAAGCACAAAUACUCAAGGCGCCAGCAGCUGAGAAGCUCCCAGUUUUGUACUUAGUGGAUUCCAUAGUGAAGAACAUUGGCGGCGAAUACCUUGCGGUGUUUGCUAAAAACCUUGUCACUUCAUUUAUUUGUGUAUUUGAAAAGGUGGAUGAGAACACUAGAAAAAGUCUAUUCAAGUUACGGUCCACAUGGGAUGACAUUUUCACAGCAACCAGAUUGUACACAUUAGACGUGAAAGUCAAUGGAGUAGACCCAGCGUGGCCAAUUAAACCUCUGCCAAACCCAAGCAUUCAUGUUAACCCAAAGUUUCUCAAGAUGGAGGAAGCGUCCACCCCUCCUCCCAAGGCCGUAAAACCAGAGCCCCCGCCACCAACGCCAUCGGUGGCCGAGAGAAAGAUGAAUGAGGAGCAGGCCAUUAGGCAGCAGUUGCUCUCCAAGCAGAAGGAGCUGCUGGAACUACAGCAGAGGAAGAUUGAACUUGAGCUUGAGCAGGCCAAAGUGCAACUGCAGUCCAAAGGCUCAUUGAGUGGAGAAGGACAAGCCAGGCUUCAGUUGCUCGCAAAGCAGAAGGAAUUGAUUGACCUUCAGCAGAAGAAGAUAGAACUUGAGCUUGAGCAGACUAAAGUUCAACUGGCGUUUAAUCGCAUUGGACCAACCACCACCUCCACCUCCCAGGCCAGUACGACGCACCAUCCGCCUCCCACCACCACCAAGCCAGCCGCUCCCCCACCGAUCACCAACUCUUGGCACUCCUCUUCCUCCCCCUCGCUCUCCUCUUCCUCUUCUCAGCCGUCCGAGAAGCCGCCGACGAGAGAUCCACGCUUGAACAGGAGCGCCGGGGCCCCACCUUCACACGCCAAAGAGCCAACGACGACGCACGCCAAGGAGGCGCCGACGAGUAAGAGAGAAAAUCAGGAGAAGAGAGUAUCUGUGCCCAUCGAUAGGCUUCCCAGGAUCCCGCGGAAAAGCGAGUCGGCCGAGUUGAGGGCCAGCAAGAGGGAGUUGGCUGCAGCAGAGGAGAGGUCAAAGUCCAAGUCUGCAUCGCCGGCGAGUAAAGAAAUCCUGGGCAGAAGCAAAACCGAGCCGGAUAACCUGAAGGCCCCCGAAGUCGCCAGAAGAGACCCCAGGCUUCGAAGGCACGCCGUCGAGAAGGCCGAAGCGGAAGAGGAAGCGGCACCGAAAGAAAAGAAACGGAGCCUGGACAAGAAGGAGAAAGAGAAGGAGGACUCGGGCAAGGCGUCAGCUCACCAGCGAGCGGCCAACGCCAGGGCAAAGCUGUCCAACGGCUCCCUCAGCAAGCAGGAGAAGCAGGACUUCAGGCUCAGCAAGGCGGGCGGCAAGAGGUCCCGCUCCAGGUCCCGAUCGCGCUCCCCGAGCCAGCCCAAGAGGAAGGAGCGCCGGUCGCCCAAGGGCCUCAAGGGCACCUCCGUGUCUCCCCCCAAGUUCUCCAAGAGCAGGUCGGGCUCUGGCAAACACUCCUCCUCGCAUACUGAGGAGGUGGCUCACCACGGCCCGGCCAGAGAGGACAGAGGGCCCCCCAAGGACGCGUCAGAAGCCAGGAGAGCAAAGAGGGGCCACGAGGAGAGGACCUCGGAGCCGAGAGACUCUUACUCCAGCAGAGAACCCCCCGAGGCCAAGGAGAAUAUCAAAAGCUGGAGGAGUGGAUGGGAGGACAGUAAACGUCCUAAACAUGCGGAAGACUCUCCACCAAAGCCCAGUACGCCGAGGGUCAGGCCGUGGAAUCCUAGUCCCAGGUCCACGCCGUCUCGAGUCAGGCAAAACCGCCUCAGCGUCGACGCCAAUCUGCACAUCCCAGAGGUGCUGAACUCUGCCAGCAAAUCGGAUUUGCUCAAGAAGGCUAGCAAAAGACACGCAAAGGGCGAGAUCACCCUGGAGGAGUUCCUGAACGUGGCCCACCAGAUCAAGCAGGUCUUCCAGUACCAGGAGCAGAAGCAGCGCUCCAACUCCUGGGAGUCCUCGUGUGACGACCCCCUGCUCAGCCCCAAGGAGAAGAGGGACCCCCGGGACCCGCGCGAGCCCCUGGGCCCCAACCACCCCAGCGCAGAGGAGCUCUACCAGCAGCACAAGUCCCGACUCGUCAGGACGCGUCUGCUUCCGCAUCGGCAAGCUCCAGAAAGGCCUUGGGUAGAGGGGGAACGAAUGCUUCACCCCAUGCCAUCGCUGGAGGGCGACUACGAGUCGCCCAGGAGGCUGUCACAGGACGACCCGCAGGAGCCGUACUCCCGACGCGAGGACCCACCGCCCUACACCAGGCACCGGCUCCCUCUCCCGCCCCCGCCAAACCCGCCGCCAAGCCACGUCGGCGCACGCAACACCCCGAGCCCCGGCGUCCCCGAGGAGUUCCCCAGGCGCUCGCCGGCGUACGGAGGCCGCUCGUCACCCGCGGGCGCCGCGGAGAUGCAGGAGGACCCAGCCUGCGAGAUGAGCCCUAUCCCGCGCUUCGAGAGCCCCAACAGCGUGCACUCGGACGACGGCAUAGACAUCGAGCCGCCAGUGCUUCCCUCCAGGCCCACGAGGAGCCUUCCCAGCAUGCCCAGCGGCCGCGUACCCAGCGAGUCGCCCUCCGCACCCCUGCACCUGCCGGACGACGGGCUGCCGGUAAACGCGCAAAGACACGAGGGGCCGAGAGAGAGCCAGAGGUUCGAGGGCCACAAGGGGUCUUACGAUGGCGGCCCUGGACACAUGGAUGCUCCCCAGAGGAAGUCACGGCCAGAGGGUCCGCCCAGGACUCACGCGCCGGGCGGCUACGAAGGGAACCCGGGCUCAAACAGGUACGACGGCUCGGGCAACCAGCGCUUUGACGGUCACGAACGAGGCCCGCCGGAGCGGCGCUACGAGCCCAAUUACGGCGGGCCACGUUUCGACGGGCCGCCGGUGCACGAGAAGCGGUUUGACGGGCCGGGUCGCUACGACGGCUCCGGACCCCCUCAGCGGCCCAUGAGGUUCGACGGCCCCCAUCCACCUCCGCAGCAGCAGCAGCAGGGCUUCGCGAGGUUCGAACGGCCCAUGGGCCACAACCGAUUCGAAGGCCCCGGUCCUGGACCCAACCCUGGGCCCGGGCCCAAUAGGUUUGACGGUCCAAUGCAGCCCAACAGGUUUGACGGUCCACUACGGUUCAAUAAUCCCCCACACAUGCAGCCGCAGCAGCAGCAAGGGCCCAGCAGGUUCGACGGGCCAAUGGGCUUCCAGCCCGGCCACGGAGCUGGCCCAGGUUACGACGGACCACCCAUCAAUCCCCCAGCCGGACCUGGACCCCCAAGGUUUGACGGCCCCCUCAACAACCAGCCUGCCGGCAUGUGCUUCGACAACCCCGCCGGUCCGCCUGGACCCAUCCGGUUCGAGGGCCAACCUCAGGGGAUGCCGCGUUACGACUGCACGGGCCCACCGAGGUACCCGCUGGGCCCCCAGAACCAGAUGAGGCCUCAGGGCCAACCCAUGUUCCCUAACAUGCCUCAGGGACAGGUGCCGGGACAGGGGCCGGUGCCCAUGGCCACCCCUGGCCUCCCACCCCAGCCCUCCAACUUCAACAUGCCCAACCGCUUCCCAGAUCCGCUCAACACGUUCCCCAACGCCCCGCAGCCCUUCAUGGGACAGCAGAACGUUCCUUUAGGACCAAACUUCAGCGUGCCACAAGUCCCUACCUCAGCAGCGUUCCAAGCCGCCUUCAGGCCCCUCGUGCCCUUCCCAGGAGCACCCGUCGCCAACAUGCAACAGCCCAUGAACAUGCUUCCUGGCGCCUGUCAACCCUUCUUGCCACAGAACCCAGUGCCUUUCCAGCAACCCAAUCCUCUGUUUGGGCAGCAGCAGCAGCCGCCGCAGCCUGAGAGUCACCUGGGCCAGAUGGACGUCAACGACCUGCUGGCCAAACUCAUCAGCACCGGCAUUAUCAAGUCCUCAACCACAGACGCCGCUCAGACUGGUGAGGCUCCUCUUCUCCCCCAAAAAGAUCCCACUGCUGCCCCUGAGUCUCCACCAGCUCCUGAGGAAGAGGAGGAGGAAGAGCAGGUGGAGGAUGACAACCUGCCCGACCUAACGCCCUUCACACUGGACGAAAUGAAGCAGCGGUACGACAGCGUGGUGACCAAGCUGUACACGGGCAUCCAGUGCUACUCGUGCGGCAUGCGCUUCACCUCCUCCCAGACGGACGUCUACGCCGACCAUCUGGACUGGCACUACCGGCAGAACCGCUCCGAGAAGGACGUCAGCAAGAAGGUCACGCACCGACGCUGGUACUACAGCCUCACGGACUGGAUCGAGUUUGAGGAGAUAGCGGACCUGGAGGAGCGGGCCAAGAGCCAGUUCUUUGAGAAGGUGCAGGAGGAGACCGUGCAGAAGACACAGGAGGCGGCCAAGGAGAAGGAGUUCCAGAGCGUCAAAGCAGCCGCCGACGUGGUGGACGAGUCGUGUGAGAUUUGCCAGGAGCAGUUUGAGAUGUACUGGGAGGAGGAUGAGGAGGAGUGGCAUCUCAAGGACGCCAUUCGAGUUGAUGACAAGACAUAUCAUCCUUCAUGUUACGAAGAUUAUAAAAAUACAUCAUCUUUCAUGGAUUGCACUCCGUCACCAAAUAAGGUGCUGACCGAGAAUCCUUUAAGUGCUUUGGUUAAGCAAGAGGACUCUGAUGAAAUAAACCGCUGCAGUGUUAAGCAAGAGUCUGAGGCGUUGUCGUGCUCUGUUUCCCAGGGUGCAACAGUGCAGCAGCAGGAGGAGGAGCAGGUGGCGGAGGAGGAGGGCGUAGUAAAGGUUAAGUCAGAGGAAAGCUGCUUCCCCCCUUGCUCGAGUUAGUCGGGUGGUGAUGCGUAUCAGUAGGGGGUCUCGUGAGGGGGGCCCGUUAAUGCACUUGACAGCACUGAGGGGAGCGUCCUUCAGUAGAGCGUACUCUAAAUACAUUUUGGUAUUUUGACAUCCUUGCCUGCUAUGCUUAGGCCCUUCGGAUUUUUUUGUUUUUCUGCUGUGUCAAUGCUUAUCUGAGGAAAUUGAAUAUGUUGUUUGGAGAAUUGUGUACAUUUAAUUUAUAAAUAAAGAUAUUUUUGUUAUUUUUUGUGUAUUAUUGAUAAAAGGGUAACAUGGGAAUUCAUGACCUGAUUUAAAAGGAUGUUCUUCUUGAAAGUGCACAUGUAAAAAAAAAAAAUCCUCCAAAAAAGUGGCAAAUAUUUUUGACUACUAAUCCUAUGUUCCAUCUAUUGUUCCAGGGUAGAAUACGAUGAAUAACGCAAUUGAUUUCAGUAGUUAGGAGGAAAACCAUUUUUAAUUUUAUUGAUAAAUAAAUAUCUCCUGAUGAGUGAACUUUUCAGCAUUUUCAGUUGAAUAAAGGAAGAAAAAAAAUAAAGGCUUUUUUUAAAUGGCUGGGCAAAUCUUUUUGCGUUUUAUUUUUUGGGAAGAUGAGCUUUUUGUUGCAGAUUAUUCAAUAAAUUCAGUUUGAAAAUGG
This is a messenger RNA of Engraulis encrasicolus (European anchovy), 5806 nucleotides long. It is a transcript of the gene pcf11, whose product is annotated as PCF11 cleavage and polyadenylation factor subunit. Gene Ontology annotation, molecular function: mRNA binding; RNA polymerase II complex binding. Gene Ontology annotation, cellular component: mRNA cleavage factor complex; cytoplasm. The coding region runs from base 211 to 5163 and encodes 1650 amino acids. Gene Ontology annotation, biological process: termination of RNA polymerase II transcription. NCBI's taxonomy places the organism in Eukaryota, Metazoa, Chordata, Actinopteri, Clupeiformes, Engraulidae. The transcript is spliced from 17 exons. The record is from RefSeq and is a predicted model, not a curated record.